AUAUAAAGGUCCCGGUGCGUCCCGAGGAGGAUGGUCCAGUGGUGCUCCGUUCUCUUCUUCGUACAACACAACAAAACUAAAGGCCUCCCCCAGAAAGAGUUGACAUGUGUCGGUCAGUGCUCCUCGCCCUGCUCGGCCUCAGUCUGGGGCUGAUAAACGCGUUUCCUACCGAGCAGCCGGAUGGGGGUAAAAACUGGGUGGUUAUUGUAGCUGGAUCCAAUGGCUGGUACAACUACAGACACCAGGCUGAUGCUUGCCAUGCCUACCAGAUCGUCCACAAGAACGGCAUCCCAGAUGAGCAGAUUGUGGUUAUGAUGUACGAUGACUUGGCACAGAAUGAGGAUAACCCCACCCCGGGAAUAGUGAUCAACAGGCCGAACGGCACAGAUGUGUACAAGGGAGUUGUUAAAGACUACACCGGCGAUGAUGUGACACCUGAAAACUUCCUGGCAGUGCUGAAAGGCGACUCUUCCAAAGUCAAAGGCGGCUCUGGCAAAGUGUUGAAGAGCGGGCCCAAAGAUCACGUGUUUGUUUACUUCACCGAUCACGGGGCUCCAGGCAUUCUGGCCUUCCCUAAUGAUGAUCUCCAAGUUGACGACCUCCAAAAAACCAUUAAAUACAUGCACGAAAAUAAGAAAUACAAAAAGAUGGUGUUCUACAUUGAAGCCUGCGAGUCCGGGUCAAUGAUGACCCACCUGCCUGCUGAUAUUGACGUGUAUGCCACCACUGCUGCCAACUCUCAUGAGUCCUCUUACGCCUGCUACUAUGACGAGAAGAGGGACACAUACCUGGGAGACUGGUACAGUGUUAACUGGUUGGAGGACUCCGAUGCCGAGGACCUGACAAAAGAAACCUUGCUAAAACAGUUCAAGAUCGUAAAGCGUGAGACAAACACCAGCCACGUCCAGCAGUUCGGAAACAAGACUCUGGCCCACAUGAAAGUUAUAAGUUUCCAAGGAAACCCCAAGUCCAACACACAGCCAGCUCCAGUGAUCCUGCAGCCGAUUGCAGAUCCCGAUCUGACCCCGAGCCCUGACGUUCCUCUGGCCAUCCUCAAGAGGAAGAUGAUGGCCUCCAACGAUAUCAACGCUGUGAGGGGGCUGCUGAUGGAGAUCAACAUUCACCUCAAGCUCAGGGAGAUGAUGGCUCAGACGAUGCGCAAAGUUGUGGAGAAGGUGACCGACGAUAAGCACAAGGCCGAGGAGAUUCUCAACACCAAAGCCGAUCUAUCCCAGCAUCAGUGCUACAAGGCUGCGUUCAACCACUACAAACACAACUGCUUCAACUGGCACAAAACUGAGUAUGAAUACGCUCUGAGACAUCUGUACGCUCUGGUGAACCUGUGUGAGAGUGGAUAUCCUGCAGAAAGAAUCCUGUUGGCCAUGGACUCUGUGUGCCGUUUCAUCAACUAAAAGGAUUGUUCUACAAAUCCAUGAAAGCCUCGAUCAAUCUGGUUCCUUCGUGCCUGAGAAGACGAGGCUUCUCUUUGCACUUCUUAGAAUCAAUGUGACGCAAAGUCAACGUUAUUUUAUCAACACUAUACCUUUCUUUUUUUUCUUAUUUUUAAAGAUUUGUGAUGUUUUUUGAUUUUACUGAGAAUUUUUUUUACAUGUUUUUAUGGUAAGUUGCACUAUCACUGUGAAGAGUUUGUGGAUGAUAUUUUACCGCUUCUGAUUCAAGACGGUUUCAUGAGAAAAAUUUUGCUCUUAGCUUUAUCAGCCGCUCCCAGCUUUAUGAAUGUUUGAUUGACGUGUAAGGGGCAUACACUGAACACUGAAUGGUUGUCCAUCCUCAAGAGACUUUAUUGUAACACAAGGAUCUUGGAAAUAAAAUCUGACAGACCAAAACUGCCACUAAA
Scomber scombrus (Atlantic mackerel) is the source of this 1858-nucleotide messenger RNA. RefSeq names its product legumain (gene lgmn). Gene Ontology annotation, biological process: vacuolar protein processing. Lineage: Eukaryota; Metazoa; Chordata; Actinopteri; Scombriformes; Scombridae. The record is from RefSeq and is a predicted model, not a curated record. The transcript has 14 exons. Gene Ontology annotation, molecular function: cysteine-type endopeptidase activity. Bases 105 to 1412 code for a protein of 435 amino acids.